AUGCUGUGGCAACAUUUUUGUUUCUUUAUCUUGGCUUUUUCCGUGGGCCGCGUAUGUGCUAAUGAACAGUGCAAGAUGGAGAUCAACAUUCAAGGCAUGAAACUUGAAAAGUUCGUGUUUAAAAGGGUUUCAGCAUUAGCUCCUCACAUCUGUGAUAUUCGGUGUGGACAAGACAUUACCUGCCAAAGCUAUAACUACAACAGAAAGGAAAAGAUCUGCGAAUUGAACAACCGCACCAAAGAGGCGAGGCCUGAAAGUUUUCGCUCGGCCCCGGGUUGGUUUUAUAUCCGGCGUUUAAACGGAAGGGGUAUGUUUUAAGUUCAAGAAUGUUGACUAAGAAAGAUUUACUCAUAAAGUAUAUUUUAUAGCACAGAAUGUAGUUUCUGAUGCAGUGAGAAGACCCUACUCGUUCGCACGUUAUGACUGAGAGCAAAGUGUUUUCGGGUCCGGCACGACCCAAUUCAGACAAGGAGCGUUUUAUCCUAAGACUGUCGAUCUUCUUCUGACUGACAAUUUACCAUAUUGCAUCACGCCGGAUUGUAAGCCAGCUCAUGCAAGUUUUUCCAGCUUUGUUCUCAUGAUCGCGUGCGGCCCUCACGAGGAAAGUUUUGGGAAGACUAUCACGUAUGGGUUCGAAUUCUAACUUCAAGAUGUUGUUUUUAUUUUUAAAUCGUGUUUUGCUUUAAAGUUUCUGUGUUUUCACGGUGUCGCCGGGAGCAACCCUGACAGGUGCUUCUUUAGGACAUUUAUCAGUUUUUUUUUUAACAAAUUUCAUUUUCAAGAAAAAUGUUGAGUUAGGUUUUUCCGAUAAACUUAUCUUACUGCUUCUGUGUUUUAACACAUUUGAAAAAAAUGUUAGUUCUGAUGCUUAUCUAAGAGAAAUGAAAGUGGGGAAAAAAAAGGUUGAAUUUGUUAAAACGUCAAUUUAUUCAUAAAUGAUAUUUACCUUUGAUGUUUUCAUAUUUUAUAGUAUUUUCAACAUGCUUUAAAAACCGUUUUACCCUUCGCUUUCAGAGUAAGGUAAGAGCACAUAGAGGAAGAUGUUUUUCGUCUUGUCACGAGCGUGGGACAAAGAGAAAAUUACCUACUAUCUCUCUUAUUCUAUUUACAAAAACAUGACGCUGUCGACAUUCUAGCAGUAUGCAGGACGUGCGUUAUGUAUGAACUUCGUAAUGGGCCACGCCUACCUAAGAGUCUCUGAGGCUCAGUGGUACAUCGGAGCGCGGAAACCGAAGGUCUGAGGUUCGAUUCCUCAUGGGAACUCAGAACUUUUUAUUUGUCCCACGCUCGUGACAAUACGAAAAACAUCUUUCUCUAUUUCUACCGAGCUCAAAACUUAAAAUUUUUGCAAAUUAUCUAAGUAGUUAUCCCACGAAUUAAUUUUGCAAUCUUUUAUGUAUUGCAGCACCUCUGGGUUCUAUUCUGGAGUUACCAGCAAUGUCUUGCCAAGAAAUAAAGGCAAGUGAGGGAAAAGAUUCCACUAGCAACAAGUACUGGCUGAAUCCAACUGGUAAUGGAGAGACAGAGUUGAUGUUUUGCGAUAUGAACUUGGGGACUGGAGGUUAGCCUAUUUCAUUUUAUCUCAACCUAUACCUGUCAAAGAUAUUUUUCUUUAAUUUUUUGUUUUUUUCUGUUAAUUUCUAUUUCAUCUAUUCUUUCAUUAUUUACCAUUUAUCUCCUAGACAUCGAUGAAUGUAAGAGUGAUAUCUUGCUCUGUGACGUGAAUGUAAACUGUUCAAACACUUAUGGCUCGUAUAAAUGCACAUGCAAGGAGGGAUACAAUGGAACUGGACAUGUAUGUACAGGUAUGAUGAACUUACUUCGUUUUAAUCUCUGCUUACGGUUAGUAACUGGCAUUUUGUCAGUCGAAUCCGAAACUUUUCUUGGUUGCUUCCCCAUUUUGUAUUUCCUGAAAGCUUUUCUUCCAAAGAUUGAGCUCAGUAUCUAUCGUGGUCAGAGAUACCAAAUUCGUCAUUAUUUCAUUUCAUUUUUCCUCGUCGCUUUCUCUGCUCUUCGGAAAAUGUCAACCUUGCCUCUCUUUUAACUUCCCUCCGUCUAUUUAUUGUCUGGGUUAUAUAGAAACGCAAAGUGGCCAUUCUCUAAUUUCCUAUGUUGUGACCUUUCAUCUUAGCCGUUAAGCCCGCCGAUUGAAAAUUUCUUUGUGGUUGGUAAGAAUAUCUGUCGAGCAUCGGCUGCGAGGCUCUUUCCAAUACUACUCUCACACAAACCUUUGCUCACCUAAUUGGAUAAGACACCUUUCUUGGGACUUGAGUCUUGUGAUGUCCGAGGGAGUUCUAUUCUCCACAAGACUGGAUAUCAUCAACGAACGGGGUCUAAUGCUGAAGCAGGAAAGGCAGCCACCUUUGUGACGCGAAUACCAACAUCAGUUGCUCUUGCAAUUGUUUUGUCUCGGCCUUAAAAUCGCUGAAAACAAAACUUAACCAAUGUCUAUCCAUCUUAACCGAACAAGCGUGGUCAACAAAGGAUCUAUCACAUAGCAAAAAUAUUUUGCUUUGUUAAAAAUCAAGAAAUACUUGUUUAUUUCAAGAGAUGGGAAAGAGAGCCAACUGUUUUUGAAGCCCAAUAAACCCGCGACUUUUCUUUAUUUUGACCGUCUUCUACUGCUUUUUGCGACUCCGUCGCUGACACUGUCCAUGACUUACGAACUCUUCUGUAAGUUCGCUCCGAGCAAUUUUCUUUCUUGCGCAGACUUAAACCGUGCAAUCCCAAGCGGGCAUGAUGGACCCAUUUUAUCCGCUCAGGUAGCCGAUCAGAAGACAGGAUUCGCCUCAAAAUGCGCAAGGGCACUGGCAGCGAUAUAAUAACAACUAAUACUGAUAGAGUCGUCCAUAUUUCUCGUCAGAAUCAAAUUAAAAUGUAGUCUAAGUAUUUCCAGAAGUAAAUUAUCCUUUAUCAACCUUUUAAAUUAUUUUCCUUAGCUUACGUUAUCUUUUUUCUUUAGAUAUUGACGAGUGCGCAAAUUCCAGCAUCUUUUGUGGUGUGGAUGCGACCUGUGUAAACACUAAUGGCUCGUAUGAAUGCACAUGCAAGGAGGGAUACAACGGAACUGGAUAUGUAUGCACAGGUAUGAUGAACUUACUUGCAGCACAUAGAAUGUAUCUUCUUUGCACCAUCGUCAGCGAAGUACGUCUGCCGCAUUCUUCCAGCCGAUUCGUUCUUUACCUCAGCUCAGGAUUAGGAAUUCGCAUUUUAUCAGUCGGAUCCGACUUUUGGUUGCUUGCCCAUUUUGAAUUUCCUGAAAGCUUUUCUUUCAAGGAUUGAGUUAGUUAUCCUUCCUGGUCAGAGUUACCACAUUCUUCUAUAUUUCAUUUCAUUUUUCCUCGUUGCUUCCUCUGCUCUUUGGAGAAUGUCAACUUGUUCUCUCUUUACUGUCUAUGUUAUGCAGGAACGCAAAGUGGUCAUUCCUUAGUUUCCUAUGUUUUGACCUUUCAUCUUGGCAGUUAAGCUGAACCACCUCUGACCAAAAAUUUAUAUUUCCGUUUUCUUUUCAAUGUAUGUGGUUGGUAAGGUAUCUGUUGAGCAUUGGCAGCUAGGCUCUUUCCAAUACUACUCUCACCAAAGACCUUUACUCGCCUAAAUGGAUAAGACACUCUUCCUAAGACUUUAGACUUGUAAUGUCCGAGGGAGUGGAUAUCAUUAAUGAACGGGGUCUGAUGCUCAGACGUACCUGUGUUUUUAAAUCUUCUCUCAGAUAUCGAUAAGAGCAGGAAAGGCAGCCACCUUUAAGGCGCGAAUACCAACUGCAUCAACACCAGCAGCUCUUAUACUUGUUUCGACUCGGUCCAUAAAAACGCUGAAAAAAGACCUCGGCUAAUAUCCAGUCAUCUUGACCGAACAAGCUUGGCCAAUAAAGCAUUUAUCACGUGGCAAAAAGAUUUUGCUUCAUUAAGAAUCAAAAAGCACUUGUUAACUUGAAGAGAAUGGAUAGAGAGCCAACUGUUUUUGCAGCCCAAUAAACCCACGAGAGUUUUCUUUACUUUGACUGCCUUCUACCGCUUUUUGCGACUCCGUUGCUGACACUGUCCAUAACUUACAAACUCUCUUGUAAGUUCGCCCCAAGCAAUUUUCUUUCUUGCGGGGAAUUAAACCGUGCAAUCCCAAGCGGGCGUGAUGGCCCAUUUUACCCGCUUAGGUAGCCAAUCAGAAGACAGGAUUCGCUUAAAAAUGGCCACAGGUUCUGGCAGCGAUAUGAUAACAACUAAUAUUUAUAGAGCCGUCCAUAUUUCUCGUCAGAAUUAAACUAACUUGUAGUCUAAGUCAUUACCAAUAGUAAUUUAUCCUUUAUCCAUCUUUUAAAUUGUUUCCCUUAGCUCACGUAUUAACGUAAUAAACCUUUUUCUUUAGAUAUUGACGAGUGCGCAAAUUCCAGCAUCAUUUGUGGUGUGAAUGUGACCUGUGUAAACACAAAUGGUUCUUAUGGUUGUAGUUGCAAGGAAGGAUCAGCUGGAGAUGGUGGUGUGUGUUCAGGUAAAUUAAGUUUCUUUAGGAUGGAAUGGGAAUAUGCUAAGAGAUUGUAUGCUUACUGAAAGAUAAUACAUCUAGUAACUGUCCAAGUAGGAUAAUCGUCAAGUUGGAAGAACAAUCAAAAUAAAAACAGAAAGAACCUUUCUUAGCAACCAGAAGAUUUCUAUCUGCCUUAAAGGGCAACACUAAUACUGUGUUGAUGCCCAAACCAGAAGGUACUUGUGGAGAAACAAAAAACAAAAAAAGGCAGAAGGAAACCAUGAUCUAGCGUCUCUCGAGGCAAAUUGACUUUUUGGGGAUAUUACCCUGCAAUUGAAACCUCUUUCUCUAAACCAAAACCUUAUUUCAACAUUCCAUUCUCUUUUGUUAUAUAAAUACUAAACAGGUGACGAAUGUCGAUCCAUUGAUUUCAAAGAACCAAUACAAGACAAAGUCUUGGAGGGGUACUUAAUCAGGCUUGUAGAGGUACCCCACCAAGUGGACUGUAAAGUGCUUUGCUAUACGGAGCCCAAUUGUGUUUCCAUAAAUUUGGGGCCUUCGCAAGGAGGGAAAUACAUUUGUGAGUUAAACAAUGCUUCGGACGAAAGUCCAGGCUCAUCUGUCCUUCAGAGUAAACAAGAUUAUUCCCAUUUCAGCAUCGAGGUAAAGUGACUUAUUUCAGACGGCAAACAAUUAUUGUGCGUGAUAAUUUUGUCGGAUUACUUUUAAACUAGCCUUCCAGUCCUUGUACUGAAUUAGGGUGAUUCCUCAGUAUUGCACCGCGCAUCACGAGAAACUUUUUGACCCUAUUUCGUGUGAGAUUGAGUGAUUUUUCCAUAGAUUAGAUAUUACAUUGUUCCAUACGUUUUAUAUAUCGACUCUCUACCUAUCACUCAAGUGUUUCUUUUUAAACGUUCGUUUAAAAACUACCGUAAAAUGUACCGUGAACCGAUGAAAUAAAGCACGUGAUCAGUGCCAAUACAGAAAUGAAUAGAGUUACAUUGGCCCAUCAUAUCCCCUUCGUGACCAAUCUUUUGUAUGGUGGUGCCAAUACAGGAAUGAAUGGGGUACCGUUGGCCCAUCAUAUCCUUUUGGAGACCUAUCUUUUGUAUGAUAGUACCAAUACGGGAAUGAAUGGGGUAACAUUGGCCCAUCAUAUCUCUUUCGUGGCCUAUCUUUUGUACGGUAGUUCUCGAAACAGAGAUUGGCAAUGAACACUCAAGGAAAUUAGGAAUCACCUCAACAAGGUAAAAUACCAAAGCUAAGGUACACCAGUGGUGUUAUCGGUACAAUGUUAAAAAGAGAAAAAUCAAUGAACCCGUGGCUAGAAAGAGUAGGAGCUAUCCUAAAAAAAUCAACCACUAGUCGACCAACAAAUUAUCCAGUAACUCGAUUAAUCGAUUUUCUGGUUUAAUUACUGACAAAGUGUAACUGAUUCUCGUCUUCAAUUGAUCAAAAAGCCUGAAGAAAUCAUCGCUUCAGCAAGACAGUGUUCCUUUGAGAAUAAGUAAGAACCAACCAUGGAUAUAAAUAAUAAUAAGUAAUUUUUUUCUUGAUCAGAAUCCAUGCAGCAGUAAUCCCUGUUUCAACAAUGGCACUUGUCAAGCUGGAUACACUGAUAAAGGAUUUCGUUGUAAAUGUCCUUCAGGGCUCACUGGCGCAUACUGCGAUAAAGGUAAUUGAAUACAAAACUGUAAAGAGGAGAUGUAACCAUAGGAUAUUCUGGGGAUGACAAUUUCAGUUUUUUUUUCUCUUCCUUUUUUUGUUUUUAAUGUAGCCUGCAGCUUCGACUUUGAAGAUGGAAUCGGCGGAUGGGAAAUGACAGGCACAGCUUUCAUUUACCAACCAACAUUUGGUGACAAUCCAGUGGCACGCAACAGAGAAAGCGCCCAGCAGCAAGGGGACUGGUGGGUAGGGGGACUUGAGAAACGACCCAGCGAGAGCGAUCCUGCGGGAAUACAGUACGGCGACUCACCCAAGGGUACUCUCAUUUCUCCUUGUUUCCGUAUCGUUGGCAGAGAUAUCUCGUUUCUCAUCGGUGGAGGAUGUCCCAGAAAUGAUAUUCGUGCGGAGCUUAUCGUCGACAACCAGGUGAGAUUAUUUACUUUGACCGUCAUGUUUCAUUUGAUUCUUUUGAGACAGCCUAGGUAGAUUUAUCAAAGUAUCAGAGAUUUUUGGUCUUUCAAAAUUGCGAAACCAUUUUGAGCUUCGUGAUAUCCAUGAGAUUUCUUUAGGUUUACAAUGAGCUAUUCACAAAUAAAAGAUAUAUGUAAAAAAAAUGAAAAGUCAAACGUUUUCGACACUAUGUCAUCAUCAGGGUAAAUGUUGGUGACCUUGAAAAUGAUGAUAUCGACAAUGUUUGGUUUUUUUUCUUUUCAAAUAUAUUUUGCCUUAUACCUAGCUCAUUUUAGGUGACUCGAGAGAAGUUCCACGGGCAAACCAACAUCGCGUCUGGCACGUUUUAUUUGUCUUUGUCUUUACACAACAUUGAAACCCACCUUCAGUGCGGUAAUGUCUUUAUUUCAAUAGAAAGAGGUUGCUCUUUAUUUGAAUAAAUGUUCGAUACAGUCAUGAUAGAUAUGUCAGAAUUCAUCGAAACAAAGGUUUAAAACUAUUUGAUAUGUUUGCUGUUACAUGCAGGCUGUCAGAAAUGAGACAGGGAACUGUUACGAGACAAUGUACCGUAAGAGCUGGGAUGUAAAAAGAAUUCAUUGGUCAAUACGCCCAAGUCAGACUAGUUGA
Messenger RNA from Pocillopora meandrina, 7206 nucleotides. The record is from the annotation of a GenBank genome assembly. NCBI's taxonomy places the organism in Eukaryota, Metazoa, Cnidaria, Anthozoa, Scleractinia, Pocilloporidae.